AUGGGAUUUUUCAAAACUUACUUUGCAAAGUUGGAACGUUUCAAAAAUGAGCGAACUGCAUUUUAUUUCUUCGAAGCUGCGCUCUCGAGUUGCAAUCGUUGGGGCUAUCUUUGUGGCUUGUCGAUUCUCAGUCCUGAUUACAAAGUUGUGAAUUUUCGGUUGAUUUACUUGACACUUUUUAACAUAAUUUUCACCUUUGUCAACAUUUACUCGGUUAUUCAACGAACUUCUUUGGGCAUGGUUGAAGUUUUUAUCAGCUCUGUGACGAUCGGGAUGACGUUGCAAGGACUCAUUAAGCAAUACACUUUUGCUAAACAUCGAAAGGAGAUCAUAGGAAUUACGGAAUCGGGAAUUGCUCUUUAUAACGAACUGCAAGGCGAAAAAAUCAAAAAAAUAGCUCGAGAUAUUGCAUUUUAUGGAUGGAUGUUCAUCAUGCAUUUUCUGCGAUACGCUUACAUUGGGGCUGUAUUUCUCGCUGUUUGGGCUCCGAGUAUCUUGAGCUUUUUCACGGGAAAGCCAAGAGAACUUCCCCUUGAAAUUGAGUUGCCCUUUAUCGAUAAAAACACGGAGCAAGGUUAUUGGAUCAAUUUUUUGUAUAUUUGUAAUGCGGCGGCUUAUGAACUUGUCGGAUUGCAAGCCAGCGAUGGAUUUUAUUUGGCUUUGUUGUUGAAUGCUUUUACGCAAUUGGAGAAUAUUUUCUUUGAAUUGGAGAAUUUGAAUCGAUUGGUAGAAAAUGAGACGACAAAUGAUCCAAAGGAAGUUCGGGAAAAAUUGAAACAGGUCUUGAAGUUGCAUCAAAAGUACAUCAAGUUCAUACAACAUUUGAACGAAAUGUUCUUACCUUACUUUUCGGUCAAUAUUGUUACGAUGGUUUAUCAAAUUGUGGUUGCCUUAUUUGUAAUUGUAACUGUCAACACGAAAAUCUGCGCCCCAAUUUUGGUUUUUACGGGAACAAGUCAACUUUUUAUCAUUUGCGCUGUUGGAACAGCUCUCGAAUCUAAACAUGAAAAACUUGUUCGAGCUACUUACGAUAUUUGUUGGUACAACAUGGAAAUAACUGAACGGAUGAAAGUCAAAUUGAUGCUUCAAGCUACUCAACAAGACAUUUACAUUGAAUACUUGUUUGGCAGACUAAAUUUGCCACUUUUCAUGGAGAUUUACAAGAAAAUCUAUUCUGGAUUGAUGAUGUUGGUAAAUCGCGCUGAAUAA
Molecule: messenger RNA, 1209 nt
Organism: Culicoides brevitarsis
Lineage: Eukaryota; Metazoa; Arthropoda; Insecta; Diptera; Ceratopogonidae
Product: odorant receptor 22c-like
Exons: 4
Coding region: 1-1209 (402 amino acids)
Biological process (GO): sensory perception of smell; detection of chemical stimulus involved in sensory perception of smell
Cellular component (GO): plasma membrane
Molecular function (GO): odorant binding; olfactory receptor activity
Source: RefSeq, a predicted model, not a curated record